GAGCCGGCUGAAUGCUGUGGCCUUCACCUUGCAGCCUCUGCUGACCACACCUCCCCUAGUGCAGAGGCUGCAGCCAGCAGGAAAUGCUGUACCAGCCGGCUCCCGGGGACCCCGGUGUGACCACCAGGAUGGAGGUGGGGCCAGCCACAGAGACCUUUGUGUUGGAGCUGCGCUGUCUUGAGGAUGGGGGUCCAGGGCCUGCUGCCCUCUCAGGUGGCAGCGGUGGGAGUGAGAGUCAGGAGGAGGAAGAGGCUCAGGAGGGGCGCAGUGGCCCACAACAGCCAUCAGUGUUAGCCCCAAUAGGGGCCAGUAACAUUGCUGAAGAAGCCCAGCCGGGACAACAAGAGCUGCUACUGCAACAGCUAGAGCAGCAGCCAGAGCUGCAAGAACAGCCCCAGCAGGAGCAGCCUCAACAGCAGCAACCACAGAAGCAACUAUUAGAACAUCAGCCAGAAAUGCAACAGCAGCAGCAACAGAAGGAUGGGCAACGGCAUCUGCCUCAACUACAGCUGGAGCUACAGGAAAACCACCAAUCUGUGCAACACCAAGAACUGAAACCACAAAUGCAGGUAAUACAACAACAGGGACAGGUACCAGAGCAAGUGCAAGAGCAACAGUUACAGCAGCAGGAACAGUUACAGCAGGAAGUGCAAAAGCAACAACUUUUGCAACAGCAGCAAGAACAGUUACAGCAACAAGUACAAGAACAGCAGCUGUUACAACAGCAACAGGCACUGUUACAGGAACAGAACGUGCAAGAGCAACUAUUGUUACAGCAGCAACAGGCACAGUUACAGCAGCAAGUACAAGAGCAACAGCUCUUACAGCAGCAACAGGAACAGUUACAGCAGCAAGUACAAGAGCAACAGCUCUUACAGCAGCAACAGGCACAGUUACAGCAACAGGCACAGUUACAGAAGCAAGUACAAGAGCAACAGCUCUUACAGCAACAACAGGCACAGUUACAGCAGCAAGUACAAGAGCAACAGCUCUUACAGCAGCAACAGGCACAGUUACAGCAGCAACAACUGCUACAACAGCAGCAACUGUUACAACAGCAGGAACAAUUACAGCAGCAACAGUUCCAACAGCAUCAGGAACAGCUACAGCAGCAGCAACUACUGUUGCUACAGCAGCAGGAACAGUUACAACAACAGUUGUUGCAGCACCAACAACAGGCACAGUUACAGCAGCAGCUCCUGCAGCAGCAGCAGGCACAGAUACAGCAGCAGCUAUUGCUGCAGCAGCAGGAGCAGUUACAGCAGCAGCAACAGCAACAGCUAUUGCAACAGCAUCAGGAACAGCUACAGCAGCAGCAGCCUCCUCCACUGGAGCCAGAGGAGGAGGAAGAGGUGGAACUGGAGCUCAUGCCAGUGGACCUGGGGUCAGAGCAGGAGCUGGAGCAGCAGCGGCAGGAGCUAGAGCGGCAGCAGGAACUGGAGCGGCAGGAGGAGCAGCGGCAGCUGCAACUCAAACUGCAGGAGCAGUUGCAGCAGCUGGAGCAACAGUUGGAGCAGCAGCAGCUAGAGCAGGAGCAGCUGGAGCAGCAGGAGGUGCAGCUGGAGCUCACCCCCGUGGAGCUGGGCACCCAACAGCAGGAGGUGCAACUGGAGCUGACCCCUGUGCAGCCUGAACUGCAGCUGGAGCUGGUUCCCGCUGCAGGGAGCAGCGCGGCGACUGUCCCAGGGGCUCCAGCGGCUGUUGUGGUGGCCCCCCCAGGCUACGUGGUGCUGCAAGAGCUCAUGGUGUUGCCCGCCGUGGCCACGUCAACAGUGGUGGCCAUCCCGGGCCCAGCGGGCAGCGCCGCGCUCACUCCAGCACGGCAGCGGCGGCGACGGCGCGCACGGGACCGGCCGACCAUCUGUGGAGAGUGCGGCAAGGGCUUCAGCCGCAGCACGGACCUAGUGAGGCACCAGGCCACGCACACCGGCGAGCGGCCGCACCGCUGUGGUGAGUGCGGCAAGGGCUUCUCGCAGCACUCCAACCUGGUGACACACCAGCGCAUCCACACGGGCGAGAAGCCCUACGCCUGCUCGUAUUGCUCCAAGCGCUUCAGCGAGAGCUCAGCUCUUGUGCAGCACCAGCGCACGCACACUGGCGAGAGGCCCUAUGCCUGUGGCGACUGCGGCAAGCGCUUCAGUGUCUCCUCCAAUCUGCUGCGUCACCGGCGCACACACUCGGGCGAGCGGCCCUAUGUGUGCGAGGACUGUGGCGAGCGCUUCCGCCACAAGGUGCAGAUUCGCCGCCACGAGCGCCAGCUGCAUGGAGCUGGCCGCUCGCGUGGCCUUGGCUUGCUGCGGGCCUCGAGGCCGGCGCCGUCUACUGGCCCAUCGCGCGCCCAGCAGGCCUCCGGGGCCACAGCAUCCACCAACAAGGCUUCAUGA
This is a messenger RNA of Marmota flaviventris (yellow-bellied marmot), 2384 nucleotides long. NCBI's taxonomy places the organism in Eukaryota, Metazoa, Chordata, Mammalia, Rodentia, Sciuridae. The record is from RefSeq and is a predicted model, not a curated record.